AUGUUCUCUCAGAAGAAGCCGUACUCGGCUGUCACCGUAAACAUCGAGACGCUCACCAGUGAGACGUACGAGGAAGAUGACCUGAGCGGCAUCCCCGACCUCGUCGAGGUCAUCAAGCUGCAGGCUUCCGGUCCCGCCGAAGCUGCCCGCGCCAUUCGCAAGAAGCUCAAGUACGGCAACGUUCAUCGCCAACUUAGAGCUCUCACCAUCCUUGACGGUCUUAUCCAAAACGCCGGCCCGCGCUUCCAAAGAGCCUUCGCUGACGAGACUCUCUUGGAACGUCUGAGAGUUUGCGGAACGUCUGACCUAUCCGACCCUGACGUUAAGAGAAAGUGUACGGAGUUGUUCCGCAGCUGGUCUCAGUACAAGAGCACCCCGGGCCUGGAGCGCAUCGCCAAGCUUCAUCAGGAACUCCCCAAACGCAAGGUCGCUGCCACUCAGGAGAGGUCUAAGGCUGUUCGCGAGACGGAGAACCCGUUCGGCGAGGAGGAAGAGGACAAGCCCCCCUCCCCUACUCACCGUACUGGCGAGUCUUCGCGAUCUCAUCAAACACCUUACGGCGGUGCAUCUGGCACCGUCUCUUCUUUCAGCCACACCAAGUCCCCAUCCAGCUCGGGAGGCGGCUUCUUCGGUGGUUCCAAGGAUAAGAAGAAGAAGGACAAGGAUAAGAAGGGCAAGCGGAAGCCAUUCAACCUCGAGCUUGAGAAGGAGGCGAUGAAGAGCGCCAUCGCUGAAAGUUCCAUCGCAACCACCAACCUCAACAACACCCUUCAGAGCAUCAACAGAGAGAGGGAGCGAAUCUCCGAGAACCCCCAGGCCGUCGCAGGGUUCGAAGGCUGCAAGCAACUGAGGCGAAAGAUCCUGCGCUACAUUCACCAUGUCGAGUCUGAGGAAUGGCUUGGCAGUCUGCUAAGAGCCAAUGACGAGCUCGUCACGGCCCUCAUGACUUUUGAGCAACUCGAUAGAUCCAUCGACGCCGACAGUGACUCGGACGACGACCUGGCCGAGCAAGCUCACAUCUAUCGAAUGGUGACCGAAAAGGCCAAGAACUCCAUGUCCCCACCUCCUCCGGACGUCUCUGGCCUGAGCAUCGGCCACACGCCAUCCCCUCGUCCCCCCGCCCCGCCACGCCCGGCCCCGAUGUCGAGGCCCUCGCCUCCAGUCCCCGCCGCUCCUCCCAAGCCCCCGAGACCUCCCGUCCAGCCUGUCCAGCCGGACUCUGACGAAGAGGACGACGACGACCCAUUCGCUGACAAGAACGCGCUCGAGACGCCCGCUCACGAGCGAGGAGAGCCAAGAUGGUGA
Molecule: messenger RNA, 1305 nt
Organism: Colletotrichum chrysophilum
Lineage: Eukaryota; Fungi; Ascomycota; Sordariomycetes; Glomerellales; Glomerellaceae
Exons: 5
Coding region: 1-1305 (434 amino acids)
Biological process (GO): actin filament organization; actin cortical patch localization; endocytosis
Cellular component (GO): actin cortical patch
Molecular function (GO): ubiquitin binding; phosphatidylinositol binding
Source: RefSeq, a predicted model, not a curated record